Messenger RNA from Gongylonema pulchrum, 2016 nucleotides. The record is from the annotation of a GenBank genome assembly. Lineage: Eukaryota; Metazoa; Nematoda; Chromadorea; Rhabditida; Gongylonematidae.
GUUGUUGAGCGUGUGAUCGCGCAUCAGGUAUCACGUGGACAGGGUGAUGUAGAAGGAAUGGAAUAUUACGUGAAAUGGUGCGGGUUGCCGUACUCGGAAUGCACCUGGGAAGAGGAGCAGUUGAUUAUGCGUCGUUUUCAGAACAAAAUUGAUGCCUAUCAUGAAAGACGAAAAAAUGGCAAAAUUCCAAAUAAACACGGAUUGGUUCCGAGGAAACGGCCAAAAUUUGAAAAAUUGACAAGUAUCCCGAGCUUCCUGCAGCGAAAAGAUGAUUGCGAGCAGAUGCUGCGUGAUUAUCAGCUGGAAGGCGUAAACUGGUUGUUGCAUACAUGGACAAAGGGAAAUAGCUGUAUACUUGCGGAUGAAAUGGGUUUGGGAAAAACGAUCCAGUGUAUCGGUUUCCUGUCGGUACUGUAUCACAAGUACGAAUUGUAUGGGCCGUUCCUGGUUGUUGUACCGCUCAGUACGGUGGCUUCUUGGCAACAUGAAUUUGAGCUUUGGGCACCGGAUUUGAAUGUUGUUAUUUAUAUUGGUGACGUAACAAGCCGUGAUUUGUCGUUUCUCGGUUCGUUCGAAUGGGUUGCAUUAGCUGUCGAUGAAGCACAUCGUCUGAAAAAUCAUGAGUCGUUGCUUUAUCGUUCACUAUUCGAAUUUACAACCAGUCAUCGAUUGCUCAUAACGGGGACACCACUGCAGAAUUCACUGAAAGAACUGUGGGCUUUGCUCAGUUUCAUUAUGCCCGAAAAGUUCGAUAGUUGGUUGGAAUUCGAAGCGGAACAUCGUGAUUCCGACCAUAAAGCAAUUGCUUCAUUGCACCGGAAGCUUCAGCCAUUUUUGUUAAGACGCGUGAAAAAGGAUGUUGAAAAAUCGUUGCCAGCUAAGGUCGAGCAAAUCCUUCGUGUUGAUAUGACAGCUCAGCAGAAACAAUUUUAUAAAUGGAUACUAACCAAGAAUUACAAGGAGCUCUCGAAGGGUGUCAAAGGCUCAAUCAAUGGAUUUGUGAAUUUGGUAAUGGAACUGAAAAAGUGCUGCAAUCACGCAUCACUUCAAUUGCUGAAAUCAUCCGGGAAGUUGAUUCUUCUGGAUAAAUUACUCUGUCGGCUGCAAGAGACGGGGCAUCGUGUGCUGAUCUUUUCACAGAUGGUAAUGAUGCUCGAUAUUAUUCAGGAAUAUCUUCAACUCCGACGUUUUGCCUGCCAGAGAUUAGACGGAUCAAUGCGUUCCGAUCUUCGUAAAGCUGCACUGGACCAUUUUAAUGCACCGAAUUCAUCGGAUUUUUGUUUCCUCUUAUCAACACGUGCGGGUGGCCUAGGGAUCAAUCUGGCAACAGCUGAUACGGUGAUUAUAUUUGAUUCGGAUUGGAAUCCACAGAAUGACCUGCAGGCAAUGAGUCGUGCACAUCGAAUUGGCCAAAAGAAACAGGUGAAUAUUUACCGCUUCGUAACAAAAGCGUCAGUGGAGGAAGAGAUUGUUGAGCGGGCAAAACGAAAACUCGUUCUGGAUCAUCUUGUUAUUCAGAGGAUGGACACAACCGGUCGAACAGUGCUUUCCAAGUCCACAGUAACGAACGGCUCGAUGCCAUUUGAUAAGCACGAAUUGGCGAUGAUUUUAAAAUUUGGUGCCGAGGAGCUCUUCAAAGAGAAAGAAGGCGAGGAGCAGGAGCUGGAAGUUGAUAUCGACAAUAUUUUGCAAGGUGCCGAAACAAGGGAAUGCGAUCAGCAGGAUUCGGGCAGUGAAUUGCUUAAUGCAUUCCGAUAUGCUGAUUUCGCAUUUGAUGAGAACAAAGAUGUGCCGACAUUAAACAACCCAACCGAAGUGGCGCAUAAUGAACUGGCAGCAAAAUCGUGGGAUGAUAUUAUCCCGGAAGCGGAUCGUAAAAAAUUCGCAGAGGAAGAGCGAGAACGGGUCGAGAAGGAGCUUUUCUUGGGACCAAGACAGAGAACAAAAAUAACAGAAGCGAUACAGCAGAAAGCUGCAAAAUCCAUGCUGUACGUGCUGAUAAGAUCUGAUAAUUAA